AUGAUAUUGCGCUCGACAGCGUACACUACCGCUCGGAGGGGUGCAAGAGGGGUGCAUGAUUUCGUAAGAGGAGCUACCGCGGGAGGGACAUAUAAAGUGCCACUGAACAACCCAAAGAUCGUAGGAAUUUACUCAUCAAGAGGGAGUAGGGAAUAUCAAGAAGAUGCAGCUACCGUUGGAUCGUUGCAACUUCGUCCGGCGGAACUUCGAACGACAUUGACAAAGCUUAAAUCACCUUAUGAAUGGGACCCGUCUUCAUCUGGAUCAGAAUUCCUCGCUUCUCAAGUAACUGCUUUUGGGAUUUUUGACGGACACGGUGGUAGAGAAGUAUCGACGUAUCUCAAAGAUAACCUGUUUAAAAUCAUUGAAGGAGUGGAGUCGGACCAAAUUGAACCUUUGGUAGAAUGGACGAAAGAUCGUCAUGCAGGUUAUUUCAAACGUUGGAGAGGAGGCUCACUAUCACGUUGGACAAAAUUCGCUAUCAAUGGACAAAAACAAAUCCCUGGAGAUGGUGUCGAGAUGACCAUGGAAGAAAGAUUAACUACUGCGUUCUUACAGGCGGAUAAAGAGAUAUUGGAAGGAAUUGAAAAAUCACAAAGAUGCGGUUCGACAGCUUCACUCGUUUUGCUUCAUUCGCUAGAUAGUCCAGGUCAACCAUAUUGGUCUUCUAAGGAGUUGAGUCUCACCGUCGCUCAUUGUGGAGAUACACGUGCACUCCUGUGUCAUCGUACAACGGGUCAAGUCAUAUCUCUCACAGAAAAACAUCAUGCUGAGUCUAGAGUGGAAGCCAGUCGACUGAGAAGGAUGGGAGCGGAGUUAUUGGUCUCGGAUAGUUUUGGAGAAAGUAGAUGGAUGGGAGUGGUGGAGAAUACUAGGGGCUUCGGUGAUGGAGACUGGAAACCUUCAGGAGUAACCGUAGAGCCAGACGUAACUACCCGUAUAAUAGAUGGUCAAGAACAUUCUUAUCUUAUACUGUUAACGGACGGUCUCACUUCCUUACUUACAGAUCAAGAAUUAGUCGAUUUGAUAAGACAUUCCUUUGACCCUACAAGAGCCGCAAAGACGAUCGUCCAUUUCGCGGAGGAUUUAGGUGCAUCAGACAAUUGUACGGCGAUAGUAGUACCUCUAGGAGGUUGGGGUGAUGUAGGUGGGGAAGAUACCACGAAAGAUAGAAGAGAGUACAGGAGAAGGAGGUUUGGCGAGAUGAACACUAGAAUGCAGAGAAUGUAG
Kwoniella shivajii is the source of this 1230-nucleotide messenger RNA. RefSeq lists its product as uncharacterized. The transcript has 8 exons. Gene Ontology annotation, biological process: protein dephosphorylation. Lineage: Eukaryota; Fungi; Basidiomycota; Tremellomycetes; Tremellales; Cryptococcaceae. Gene Ontology annotation, cellular component: mitochondrion. Bases 1 to 1230 code for a protein of 409 amino acids. The record is from RefSeq and is a predicted model, not a curated record. Gene Ontology annotation, molecular function: [pyruvate dehydrogenase (acetyl-transferring)]-phosphatase activity.